AGCAUGGUGUGACGAGAGAGCCAGCAUGUGAACUCACAGCACGCACAGAGCGUCUGGGGAGAAGUCCUUUCUGGCAACUUGUCGGGCUUGUAAAUGGGAUAAAUGUGAGCCUCUCGUAGGGCUAUUACCAUUGCAAAAUCAGUUCCUCGUGCAGUGUACUGGAUUACAUUUGCAAACAAUGUCUUCUGAGCCAGGCAGCAGUGUCUGUCCAAAGCCCUUAAUACUGUCUAGAGCUUGUGCAGCAAGUGCCACAGCCAGGCUUGUGGAGCAGAAUGUACGCAAUGAAGCGGCUCAGGGAAUAAAUGGAAGUGUGCCACUCAAAAAGUCCCCACAUUCAGCUUCAAGUCCAAAGCCACAAGUGCCUCCAAAGCCAAUUCAUCUGCAGAAGGCAACAUACCAAACCCCUAGGCAUAAAGCUUUAGCAAAUCAGAAACCAAGAAUGGAGGAAGAGAGACCUGCUGCUGUUUCUAGUGUCACAAAGGAAAAGUCCAGUAAAGUGUCAGAUCUCAUCAACCGUUUUGAGGGAGGCAGCUCACUGAAUCCUAGUGAUUUGAAGAAAGAUUCCCCUGUUCUCCACAUUACUAAAUCUCAAGGAAGAUAUGCAUCACCUCAGCCAAAACUCCCCUUCCAGCACUCGCUACAGAAACAGGGAAACAGUAACACUGACAAAACUCAGGUUGCACAGCUCCCCACAGCCAACGGCGUCGUAGCGCAGGAGCAGCCGGAAGAUGAGGACCAGGGAUUGCUGGACCACGGCUCAGCCAUGUCCAGCCCAGUCCUGGAUGAUGCCACAGACAGCAGCUUGAUAAACGGGGAAGGAGAAAGCACUCGCAGAGAGUCCUUGCAGAGUGUGACUGUCUGUGAGGAGCAGAUGCUCAACAGCUGCCACAGGACUCCGAGCAGUGACACGCUUCUCCCAUCCGAAAGUGAACCUCUAGAAAUUAAUACUAGUGUCAAUGAAGAACCAGCUGAGGAAAGCAGUAAACAAGAACAACCUGUAGAAGCAAAGGAGACAGACGAGCAGAAACGUCACAAAAUUGCCAAUGAACUUCUGCAAACAGAAAAAGCCUAUGUUAGCCGGCUUGAUCUCCUAGAUGGGGUAUUCUAUUCCAGACUCCUUGAAGAAGCCAACAGAGGUUCAUUUCCACCUGAAGUGAUAAAUAAAAUCUUUUCUAACAUUUCAUCAAUAAAUGCCUUCCACAGUAAAUUCUUACUUCCGGAACUUGAAAAACGAAUGCAAGAAUGGACUACCACCCCUAGGAUUGGAGACAUUCUGCAAAAGUUGGCUCCUUUCCUCAAGAUGUACGGCGAGUACGUGAAGAAUUUUGAUAAUGCAAUGGAACUGGUAAAAACAUGGACUGAACGGUCACCUCAGUUCAAAUUCAUUAUUCAAGACAUACAGAAGGAAAAAGUGUGUGGAAAUUUGACAUUGCAACAUCACAUGCUAGAACCAGUCCAACGCAUUCCACGCUACGAGAUGCUUCUAAAGGACUACCUAAGGAAAUUGCCUCAGGAUUCCCUAGACUGGAAAGAUGCUGAAAAAUCCUUGGAAAUUAUAUCCACUGCAGCAAGUCACUCGAAUGGUGCAAUAAGAAAAAUGGAAAAUCUAAAGAAGUUGUUAGAGAUAUACGAGAUGCUGGGAGAAGAGGAAGACAUUGUGAACCCUUCAAAUGAGCUGAUAAAAGAAGGACAGAUCCUUAAACUGGCUGCUCGCAACACAUCUGCUCAAGAGCGGUAUCUUUUCCUGUUUAACAAUAUGUUGCUCUACUGCGUCCCCAAAUUCAGCCUGGUAGGAUCCAAGUUCUCAGUUCGAACCAGAGUUGGCAUAGAUGGCAUGAAGAUUAUAGAAACUCACAAUGAAGAAUAUCCACACACAUUCCAAGUGUCUGGAAAAGAGCGAACACUGGAGUUGCAGGCCAGUUCUGAACAGGAUAAAGAAGAAUGGAUAAAGGCACUUCAGAGUACUAUUGAAGCUUUUCAGCAGAGGAAUGAAACUUUCAGAAAUGCUAUCGCUAAAGAAUAUGAAGACAUGCCCGUUGAAGUCUCUAAUGCUGAGCUUGGGAAGAGGGCACCAAGGUGGAUCCGGGACAAUGAAGUCACCAUGUGCAUGAAAUGCAAGGAACCCUUCAAUGCACUGACAAGGAGGAGGCACCACUGCCGAGCAUGUGGACAUGUGGUCUGCUGGAAAUGUUCAGAUUACAAAGCACAUCUUGAAUAUGAUGGCAAUAAAUUGAACAAAGUCUGUAAGGACUGCUAUCAUGUAAUAAUUGGUUGUACAGACAGUGAAGAAAAGAAGAGGAAGGGCAUUUUGGAGAUUGAAUCUGCAGAAGUCUCUGGAAAUAGUGUCAUAUGUAGCUUUCUUCAGUACAUGGAGAAGUCCAAGCCGUGGCAGAAAGCAUGGUGUGUCAUACCCAAACAGGAGGCUCUUGUGCUCUACAUGUACGGUGCUCCACAGGAUGUUAAAGCUCUGGCUACAAUUCCUCUUCUGGGCUACACAGUGGAUGACACUCCAAAAAGUUCUGACCUCCCCCACAGCUUCAAACUGACCCAGUCCAAGUCUGUGCACAGCUUUGCUGCAGACAAUGAGGAACUGAAACAGAAGUGGCUAAAAGUUAUCCAUUUAGCUGUCAAAGGUGAGACACCAGAAUGUCAAAAUGAACUGCAAGUGAAUUUAGAAGAGCAGCCUGAAUCUUCUAAAAGAUCUGAAUGCUGAAGCUCAAGAACACAUGACAUUUUGAAAAGAUAUCAGUUGAAAUUGUGGUUAACCUUGUUGUUAACCUUUCCUUGUUCAAUCAAGAAAAAAAAUAAAAGAAAAAAAAAACUUCUUACUACCAUAAGCAUCUUGGCACUUUAUGUUUGGGAAAGAAUUCUGGUCUUUUUAGGGAUCUUUUUCUUGUAUUUAUGUUCUGUCAAUAAAAGUAAUGUACAGGUCCAUUUCAGAGACUUUUUUAAAAAAAUGUGAAUGCUAUUAAAAAUAUUAACUUUACUGUACUACUUGUUUGUGGUAAGGCAAUUUUUUAAAAAUCCAGUUGCUCUUCAGUUAACAAUUGCUACUUUCAUUAAGGAUGCAAAUAUUUGAAGCUUCCUACUUACAUAUUAGGACUUGCAACAGGAUAAAAGAUAUACCUCCACAUUGUCAAAAUACAUCUGUACUUAAAUAUGCAGGGACAGUUAGGUUUGAUGUAUGUACUCCAUAGAUUGAUUUCCACAGUUCUGUACAUAUGUUGUAUUCACUUGUAUCUUUUUAAUUAAAGUAAUGCAAAUUGCUUUCACAGGUAUAUUGGCUUUUGCAGUUUCAAUUUA
Ficedula albicollis (Collared flycatcher) is the source of this 3303-nucleotide messenger RNA. RefSeq names its product FYVE, RhoGEF and PH domain containing 4 (gene FGD4). Gene Ontology annotation, biological process: cytoskeleton organization; filopodium assembly. Bases 179 to 2713 code for a protein of 844 amino acids. Gene Ontology annotation, cellular component: cytoplasm. NCBI's taxonomy places the organism in Eukaryota, Metazoa, Chordata, Aves, Passeriformes, Muscicapidae. Gene Ontology annotation, molecular function: guanyl-nucleotide exchange factor activity; zinc ion binding. The record is from RefSeq and is a predicted model, not a curated record. The transcript has 17 exons.